CUUCCUCUUUCGGAACAGCUUCUCGGCAGUGGCGAGAUCUGCCGUGAGAUUAAUCACGAUGCUCUUAGGACACCGCACGACAUAUAUCGAGUGCUGGCAAGUUUUCGCUCUCGUUUCGUCCGAUUCCCCAGCCCCGACCUCGAGCACUCUCAGGCACUCCCCAUGUUUAGCGAAAGCCCGGAAUACAUCAAGAGGCGGAACACGCCGUUCUCGCCGCCCACCAUUACGUGGAAAGAACUGCGCGCGGUGAUUCCCCCCGAGCUGUUCCGUAAGUCGACAUUCCGCGGGAUGGUCAGCUUCGUCAAGGACGUCGCUUCCGUCGUCAUCCUCUUCGCCCUCGGCCAACGGAUCGACGUGUUCGCCGCGGAAGUCGCCGCGGCGCGCGAGCUCACGCCUGGCGUCGCGUCGUUGCUCAAGUGGUCGCUGUGGUCCGCGUACUGGUACGCGCAGAGCAUCGCCAUGGCUGGAUGCUGGUGUCUCGGACACGAGGCCGGGCACCAGAACGUCUCGCCCUACGGCGUCGUCAACGAUACCGUUGGAUUCAUUCUGCACACCGCGCUUCUGACACCGUACUUUGCCUGGAAGCGGUCCCACCACACGCACCACAAAACGGUGGGCUCGAUCGAGCGCGAUGAGAACUACGUGCCCCGGACGAAGUCGGAGCUCGGGAUCACGACGAAGGAGCAGCUGCAUGAGAUGUUCGAGGAGACGCCGCUAUACACGUUGGUCCGCAUGCUCGUCAUGCAGCUCCUCGGAUUCCAGGUCUACCUCCUCUUCAACACCCUCGGGUCGCCUCAUGACCCCGCUGGCACCAACCACUUUUCGCCCUACUCUGUGCUGUUCAAGCCUGAAGAUUUCUGGAACAUCGUCCUCUCCGACGCCGGGCUCGUCGUCACCUCGUCGAUUCUCAUCAAAUACGGGAUGCAAGUCGGCGCUGCCAAUGUUUUCAAGCAGUACAUUUUCCCGUACCUGCUCUGCCACCACUGGAUCGUGAUGUUGACUUACCUGCACCACUCCGACCCGACCCUGCCUCACUACCGCAAGGGACAGUGGACCUUCCUGCGAGGAUGUCUCGCCACCGUCGAUCGUCCGCUGCUAGGAUACAUCGGCCGACUGUAUUUCCACAACGUCUCGCACGACCACAUUGGUCACCACCUGUUCACUUCCAUUCCCUACUACAACCAACCUGAGGUAACCAAGCGCAUCAAGGCUGUGCUCGGGGAGCACUACAACGGCGAUAACACGAAUACGUUCUACGCGCUCUACCGCUCGUUCACCACUUGCUGCUAUAUCGAGGACGAGGGCGAUGUCGUGAUGUACAGCAACGGGAAGGGCGAGACGAUGCGCGAGGUCGUCCAGGAUCCAGGCAACCGCCGCGAGAACGACGCGAUCCCGGACAUGCUCACUUCGCUGCACACUGCUGGUUGAGCGGAGCGCGCCUGGAGCUCGGCGGGGAUAGCAUGGCUUUGGCUUCGUGUAUGUAAAUAACGCGUCCGGAUUCAGAACUUGUGUAAGUAGCAUCGUUAACUGUAGUUGUGUUGUGGUUUCUUUUGAAUACAUGCUUCAAUCAUUUUUGCUUGGUCAUUGAAA
Messenger RNA from Mycena citricolor, 1590 nucleotides. The record is from the annotation of a GenBank genome assembly. Lineage: Eukaryota; Fungi; Basidiomycota; Agaricomycetes; Agaricales; Mycenaceae.